Messenger RNA from Taeniopygia guttata (zebra finch), 2978 nucleotides. The record is from RefSeq and is a predicted model, not a curated record. NCBI's taxonomy places the organism in Eukaryota, Metazoa, Chordata, Aves, Passeriformes, Estrildidae.
CCGUGUGGUGCCUGCACUGGCUGCACACAGAGACACUUCUGCAUCUCUGCCGUGGUGCUGCUCGUCCUCGUGGCCGCUGUGGCCUCGGGGGUGGCAGCCCUGGCACUCCUGCCACGGGCACCAGGUUGUAUGCCAAGAGUGGUUGUUUUUUCAGUAAGGGAGGCAGAAAUGGUGCUGCAUGAGCACAGCUGGACCAGCUUUGCUCAGCCCAGAUGGCCACCAGCCAUUCCCUGGCUCUGUCCUGCUUCGUAGGGCUGGCAUAACUCUGGGUAGCACUGUCAUGCUUAGGACUACUGGUGUGGUUUUCAGAUUCUGCCAUGAACCUACCAGAAAUUAAUCCUGACCCCUGGUUAUUUCCAGAACAUAAAGUUAAUUUCAGAAACCCCCCUUUACUCCCUUUGAUCUAUUCCUUGUAUCACAAAAAUGCUGGAAAAUAAAGGUUUUCUUGCUUUCCCCUCAGCGAACCGCCUCUGCACAGCCCCUAAUAACAGGACAGGCUUCCUGUGUGACGACAGAGUGACUUGUGUCCCAGCCAGCUGGGUCUGUGACAGAGUCAGCAACUGCAGGAACGGAGAGGAUGAGCAGGAGCAGUUCUGUGGUGACUUGCCCCACAGCCUUCCAGGAUACCUGGUGUUCUACUGCAGCAGCCCCAGAUCCUGGGUUUAUGCUGACCAGAGGUGUAACGGGAUGAAUGACUGCGGGGACUGCUCUGACGAGACGUGGGGCUCGGCCGCCUGCCCCCCGUGCGGGCAGGAGUGGUGGAGCUGCAGCCCUGCACACUUCCAGUUCUGCUCCUGCAUCCCCAGGAGGCUGUGCCGGGAUGGAACCCAGCACUGCCUGGACUGGUCCGACGAGUUCCUCUGCACAGCCUGAAUCCUGGCACCCAUCCCUGCUGGGGACAGCAGGGUGCUUCCCACUCGUCACCCUGGAGCCUCAGGGUCCUGCUCUGCCACCUGCUUGGGAAGCUCCAGCCCCAGCAAAUCCUCCCCAGCAGUGCAGUGACACUGAACAGGGACCAAGGGCGUGUGGCAGCCCUCAGCUGGACACUGGCUGUGGGACAGCUGCCAGGAGUCUGUGCCAUGUGAAGGUGGCACUUCCUUCCUGGGCAGCACUGACUCGAGGAGAAGCUUCUGUUUGGGCUCAGAACACAUCUGCAGAUGGUUUCAGCAGUGACUUUGAGGCCUCUGUGUUGAUGCUCCUGGGACACUUCCAUGGGCAUGCUGUGCUGGGAGUGACACCAUGGGGAGAUGCUGCUCAGGCCACCUCCUGCUCUUUUCUCAAACCAUGAAGGCCAGCACAGAGAGUGUAAUGGCAAGGAAAACUGGAGAAGUUUCAGGGUUUGGGGGGAUAAAUCAUGUCCCUGUGACAGAGUAGCUGUCCCUGACAGCCAGGGCAGGAACCAGUGUGUAAAUAACUUGCUCUUCACCCAGGGCUGUGCAGUUUUUGCAGCAUCAGGUUGAGAACAGCCAUGGAGCUGGAAUGGCUCUCACUGAAGUUGGCAAAGAAAGGAGGAAAAGGAAGUCUCAGCCUUGGAGCAGAGAGCAGCAGAAAAUCGGGUGCUGCUCCCAGGGUGAUGUGGGAUGACUCUGGAUCUGUUUGCUGCUGGUUUUGUUCCUCUGCCAGCAGGGCACAAUCAGGCAGCCAAGCCUUCAAAGCAGUCCUCAGGAUAUAGGUACAAACAUGACACUGAAAUUUGAGAAAGAUGAGGUUUUUUUCUGCUCCUUUGAAAAUCUCACCUGUGUCGAAAAUAUCGAGGAAACCCCCAUAUUUACAGUGAGUACUCUUACUUUUCUAGGCCCACAAAAAACAUGAGGUGAUCUUCUUGCCAUUGCCACCUCAGGUCACAGAUAUUUAAAAAUAAACCCCUGUUCACUCAUUUCUUCUCAGUCCUGUGAUCUGCAGCUCUGCCUGUCACUGUAACUCAGAUCAAUGGUGAAUGUUGCUUCUAAUUUGUCACUGGGAUAUAGCUGGAAAUCUGAGAGAUCUUUUUAUAAAUAGCUUUACAGUAUUGUGACUCACACUCUGCCUGGAAUGAGAUGGCAGAACUCUGCAUGGGGGAAUGUUAAAGCUACUUUUACUCACCUGUUUCUGUCCAGGCCUGGCCAGGGUGUGCAGCUUGUUUUCCCUGUGCCUAUAAAAUGUCAUCCCGGUGCAGUAAGGAUUGAGCUAAUCAGCUGUUAAAAAAAAAAAUAUAUAGGAACCCUCAUGCUCAACACAGGGCCCAGGUAAAGAGUUUGGCAAAAUUAGGAUUGGUAAAAAAAUGUGCAUGUCUCCAAUGGUGGAAGGGGUGGCCAAAAAUUCCAUGGUGGCAAUUGCACCAGAGGCAGCUUGAGGGGGAAGACUGCACAUCUUCCUCCCCACUGAGCCACUGUUUUGAGUCACAGUUUGUGCCAUAAUCUGUCUCAGAAGAGAGCUGAUGUAGUUGUCAGGGGAAGGUAUUAAUAGCUUUGAGUUUCUGGGAAAAGAAAGUAGGAUUUCAGUGCAAGUGUUCCUGUUUUGUUUGUGUGUAGUCCUUUUCUUUGGAAAAUGCAGCAGUAAGGAAAAGACAACAAAGGGGUUUUAUUCUUUAGGCAUUUCUGAGCUGAAGUUCAUUUUCUUGGCCUCUUCAUGGUUUCCAAGGACGUGCUGCUUUUCUUGGUGAUGAAUUAUGGUAAACUGUACCAGUGUAAAAGGAAGAUACCCUCUGAAGAAGCACUAGUAGGGGAAAACUGUAGAAAAUCCCUGAGGCCUAAGAGGACACUGAGCCCUGUGCACCUCAGCCAGUUUUGAUGGAAAAAAUUUAGGGCAGGAGUUCAAUGUUUAACAGUUACCUGCACAUUACGCUGCACAGACCAACACAGACCAGGGUCUGAGUGUCCAGGUGAUUUACAGCUGAUCUGCAUAAUUAAUAUUUGAAUUAUAAAUGCCCCUCAGUGUUUCCAGAUGGAGAAGCACAGUUAGUGUACUAAAGGCACACUGAAAAUGGGUUUUAAACCACA